CGCCUUAUUUUUGUGUAAUUGGCAGCCGGUCAAGUUCGGCGAGUAGACCAAAUAUGCAGCCCACCAAAACGGAUUCGCGUCGUCGUCUCAAUGCGGGGAUCUCGAAUUCCCCGCCAGCAGUCUCUGGGGAAGGGGAAUACAUCAAGGUGGUGGAGUCCCAGUGCGAAACCGACGGAUUCGUCAACGAACAGUGGACGGAGCCAUCGGUUCCAGUGCCCUGGAAAACCAUUGUCAUCAUCCUUUUGCUUUUUAUCGGUGGGAUUAUCUGCAUUGCCUUCGCCACUGUGAAUUGGCUGACGGACACGAGUCGGGAGCGAUCGGAUCGUGUGUGGGCGCUGAGCAUUAUCGGAGCACUGACCUUCAUCCCGGGCAGCUACUACGUGUACGUGCUCUCCUCGAUUCUGCUCAACCGGAACGGUUUCACCAUGGACGAGAUCCGGAGACUCGGUUGAGAAUGCGAACGGAAGGAGACCGAAUUCCAUGUUUCGUCAAAUAGAUUUUAUUGCGUUUACACUACAGUUACUCACACAAUUCAUUGGCAUAAUUUCUUUAGCAACAAUAUUAAUUUGUAGUUUGUAGUAAUGAUACAUGUGUGUAUUGCCCCGGUAAUUGUAUAAAAAUAUGUUGUAAAUACAAGUUUCUUAUCAAAAUGUA
Drosophila elegans is the source of this 654-nucleotide messenger RNA. RefSeq lists its product as uncharacterized. The coding region runs from base 54 to 452 and encodes 132 amino acids. The record is from RefSeq and is a predicted model, not a curated record. NCBI's taxonomy places the organism in Eukaryota, Metazoa, Arthropoda, Insecta, Diptera, Drosophilidae. The transcript has 2 exons. Gene Ontology annotation, cellular component: endomembrane system.